AAAAACCCCCUUCGCCGAUGAGGCGGCAGAGGCACCGGCCGAGCCGGUCCUUGGCAAGAGCCCCCUACCCGCCGCCCCCGGCUGCGCGUCCCCGGGGACCCCUGCCCCGCUGGACCGAGCCCGGGGGGAGUCCCGGAAGAAACCCGCUUCCCGAGCGCUUUGACCCCGCCUGGCUCUGCCUCCGCCCACCUCUGCGCGUCAGAAGGGAUCGGGGGCCCACGACGACCCCUCCGGAGAAGCCUGAGGCCCCUGUCCGGAAAGCCCGGGGCCGAGGCCAGUGGGUGGAGCCGCAGCGUCGUCCCAGCACAGCGAGCCCUUUUCCGGAGCACGGAACCCAGCGGCUCAGGGCUGGACGCCCCGCAGGGACCCGAGGCCCCGCAGAUUGCACUUCCGGUGGUGGCAGCCGGGCGAGCGGGCAGGCCCGCAUAGCCCCCGUGCGUCACUUCCGGUUGCGGCCCGGUGAGCGGGGACGGCGUGGCUGGCGGCGCGCGGUUGUGGCGGUUGGCAUCCGCGCCGCGCCCGCAUCUCCCCCCUGCGCUCAUCCCUUUGCGCCGCUGGGAUAGCGGUGCUGCUCCCUCCGGUGGCGCCGGUCGUUCCCCCGACGCAUACGGUGAGGCCUCAGCACGGCGGGGCUGCAGUAGCGAGGGACGGCCCUCGGCGUAUGUGCCAUUGAAGAGACCCAGCCAUGGAAGGGAAACCCUUGGUGACAUCAAAGCAGAAGACUGCCGAGGUGUGUGGGGUCCCCACCCAGGUGGUCUGCACAGCGUUCAGCAGUCACGUCCUAGUGGUGGUGACCCAGUUCGGGAAGAUGGGUACCCUAGUCGCCUUGGAACCCACCAGUGUGGCCGGUGACAUCAGCAAGCCCAUACUCACCACCAGAGUCCUUCUGGGACAGGAUGAGCCUCUCAUCCAUGUCUUUGCAAAGAACCUGGUGACGUCUGUGUCUCAAGAAGCCGGAAACAAAGCCAUCCUCCUUGCUAUGGCUGUGAAGGACAGAAGCAUGGAGGUGCUGAAGGCCUUGAAGGAGGUGAUCCAGGCGUGCCAGGUGUGGUGACCUUAGAGUUAGCCGUACCUGCUGCUCAGCAGGGCCGUAUGGAGGCUCAGGCACCCCCUUGGUGAUUUGAAGACACCACCUUUGAUCAUUCAGAAAUAGGAACAUUCUAUGGAAACCAGAAGACAUAGGCACAUUUCAGGUAGACAUUUUGGCCACUAAUGUCAUCCGUGGAUGGAAGGAAGACACAUAAUGUGUCUGGGGAAGUUGUGAAUGAUUCUCACUGGGGUCCACAGGAUGGCAUGUAUUCGAGAAUGGCGAGAAAGAGGUGUUAGGCAUGAGCCACGGUUCUCGGUGCAGGGUCAGCUGGAGGGAAUUUUUUGUAUUAGAAAUAAAUGCAUAUCCUUAAAUACUUCACCAUACUUAUUAAAAAUACUGGGAAAUCUCAGUCA
Molecule: messenger RNA, 1443 nt
Organism: Manis javanica (Malayan pangolin)
Lineage: Eukaryota; Metazoa; Chordata; Mammalia; Pholidota; Manidae
Gene: PSMG3
Product: proteasome assembly chaperone 3
Biological process (GO): proteasome assembly
Source: RefSeq, a predicted model, not a curated record